Messenger RNA from Sinocyclocheilus grahami, 2861 nucleotides. RefSeq names its product engulfment and cell motility protein 3-like. The transcript is spliced from 12 exons. The record is from RefSeq and is a predicted model, not a curated record. NCBI's taxonomy places the organism in Eukaryota, Metazoa, Chordata, Actinopteri, Cypriniformes, Cyprinidae. Bases 91 to 1392 code for a protein of 433 amino acids. Gene Ontology annotation, biological process: cell motility; actin filament organization.
GACCAUACACUCUCUAACACACACACACACACACACACUGUGUCGCUGUGGUUGUGAGGGGACUGUAGUGCUUUCACUACAGCUGAGGUGAUGCAGGUCGUCCGGGAGCAGAUCACCAGGACUCUGUCCAGCAAACCCACGUCUCUAGAGCUCUUCAAGAAUAAGGUGAACGCACUGAACUACAGCGAGAUCCUCAAACUGAGACAGACGGAGAGACUCCACCAGGAAGAGACGCUUGCUCCACCUGUGCUUGAGCUGAAGGAACGUCUGAAGCCAGAGCUUCUGGAGCUCAUCCGACAGCAGAGACUGAACCGUCUGUGUCACGGAACGCUCUUCCGGAAGAUCAGCAGCCGACGGAGGCAAGACAAGCUGUGGUAUUGUCGGCUCUCUCCUAAUCACAAAGUCCUGCACUAUGGAGAUGUGGAAGGGGAGAAGGAAACGCCCUCCAUUGAGGCUCUUCAGGAAAAGAUUCCUGUCGCAGAUAUCAAGAAUGUGGUAACGGGGAAAGACUGUCCUCACAUGAAGGAGAACAAGGGAAAACAGACUAAGCUGCUGGAGGAGCUUUUCUGCAUCUGCAUUCAGCUCCUCAACAAGACGUGGAAGGAGAUGAGAGCCACGCAGGAGGACUUUGAUAAGGUGAUGCAGGUCGUCCGGGAGCAGAUCACCAGGACUCUGUCCAGCAAACCCACGUCUCUAGAGCUCUUCAAGAAUAAGGUGAACGCACUGAACUACAGCGAGAUCCUCAAACUGAGACAGACGGAGAGACUCCACCAGGAAGAGACGCUUGCUCCACCUGUGCUUGAGCUGAAGGAACGUCUGAAGCCAGAGCUUCUGGAGCUCAUCCGACAGCAGAGACUGAACCGUCUGUGUCACGGAACGCUCUUCCGGAAGAUCAGCAGCCGACGGAGGCAAGACAAGCUGUGGUAUUGUCGGCUCUCUCCUAAUCACAAAGUCCUGCACUAUGGAGAUGUGGAAGGGGAGAAGGAAACGCCCUCCAUUGAGGCUCUUCAGGAAAAGAUUCCUGUCGCAGAUAUCAAGAAUGUGGUAACGGGGAAAGACUGUCCUCACAUGAAGGAGAACAAGGGAAAACAGACUAAGGAAGUGUUGGACUUGGCUUUCAGCAUCACAUACGAUGUUGAAGAGUAUAGCUUGAACUUCAUCGCCUCUUCCAGAACAGAUUUCUGUCUAUGGACUGACGGCCUCAAUGUGCUCCUGGGUAAAGAGAUGAGCAGCGAGAGCAUGCGCAGCGAACUAGAGAUUCUCCUCUCUAUGGAAAUCAAGCUCCGCCUCCUGGACCUGGAAAACGUCCCAAUCCCAGACACGGCACCGCCAAUCCCCAAACCACCCAGCAACUUCAACUUCUGCUACGACUUCAGCCAAGCCGAACAAUAACACCAGCCAUAAGCGUGUGGUCAGCAGCGGUUACUGCAUUGCUAUGACAGCAAUGGAAACGACUGGAAAUGGCCACUUGGUGGCAGCAGAAAUGCAGGUUUUGGAUUGGGAGACAUUUGAUAGUAUUACAGGGCUUGAAAUGAGAGAGAGAGAGAGCACUUUGUGAUAGUGUUUAUCUGUGGUGCUGUGCUGUAAUAUAAGUGCCUGCAGUGAAUAAGACGGUCUUGCGUUGAGUGUGUUUAUUAGUUAAAGGCCUGACGUGUUGUAUCUAACGUGCCUUUUUUGUCGAAUCUCAUAUAAUAGACCUGACUGAAAUUCUCAGGUUUGAACGCACACUUUUUGUGGUACUUUUUCCCCUUUUUGACUUGUUUAGCUUCUACCAAAAUUGUACUUAAAGGCAUUACAUCAAGCAGCUUAUUUGGAAGGGGGGGAAAAAUCAAGUAUAUGUUAUAAACAUUUGUGCUUAAUGUUGGCAUCCUUAUUCAUUCCCUUCAUGAGACUCAAAAUGGUACUCAUCUAGUACGAUGUUAUACAGUUUAACGUUUAUUACAAUCGCUAAUUAAUAGUUUAUCAUGGAAAGAGCACUGAUGUGCCUGGAACAUUUCAUGUUUCUGUUUAUACUAAUGCACGGAUGGCAUUAUUGCAUUGGCAGCAUUUUCAGUCUGUUGCAUUAUAAGGUGCACAUUAAAGGUCAGUGUGCUGGAUUAAAUAGGUGAUCAACAAAUUUGGUACUGAAGUGGCAUUAAGUUCCAUAUGGAAAAUGGUUGGGAGAUAUUUUGUGGUGUUAGAGGAGUAGUUUGGCCAAGUGAUUUGGACUAUCUUUGAAUAUUAUCGGUGUGAUUUGAUACUUUCAGCUUCGUCACAUAAUCAUAUUUUCAAUUUACUUGAUGUAUAUAACUUCACAUUUGAUUUUGGUCCAACUGCUCCAUUUUGAAAUAGCCAGUUUCCCUUCAGUUCAAAAAUCCACUAGCCAUUGUAGGACUUUACAUCAGUGUUUUUUGUUUCUGUUUUAAAAAAGAUUGUGUUCUUUUAUCUGAUUUCAUCCACCGACUGUUUUGGCUAAAGAGCUAAAUGUGGUUUUAUCACCACAUAACAAGCACUUUACAUAGUAUGUUGAUUUAUAAUGCAUACCAUGUAUCAAGAUAAAAAAUAUAUCAUUCAAAUAUUCUGUGGUGCCAUUGUAAAGUGCAUUAAUGGAGCUGACAACUUUAAUGUGUGGAAAAUCUGCAGGAUUUAUAUAAACCGCUGAUUUUGUUCUUUUGUGGUUUUCACAUCUAGCAAAAUAAUUUCUUGAUCUAGCAAAAUAAUCCAUGUACUGUAUUGUUUUGUAUAUAGCUUUCCUUGUUAAACUUCUGGUUUUGCGUAACAAUCUUGACCAGCGAUGUGGCCACUUUACCAGCUGACAAUGGUACGUGAUAUUAAUUCAAGAUUUGUUUUCCUUUGUAUGGAAUAAAGAAUAUCUAUUAUUA